This is a messenger RNA of Ceratosolen solmsi marchali, 4443 nucleotides long. RefSeq lists its product as uncharacterized. Gene Ontology annotation, cellular component: nucleus. The record is from RefSeq and is a predicted model, not a curated record. Gene Ontology annotation, biological process: regulation of DNA-templated transcription. Lineage: Eukaryota; Metazoa; Arthropoda; Insecta; Hymenoptera; Agaonidae. Gene Ontology annotation, molecular function: zinc ion binding; DNA-binding transcription factor activity, RNA polymerase II-specific; RNA polymerase II cis-regulatory region sequence-specific DNA binding.
ACGACAAUAACAGCGGGAGCAAUAGAAGAGAUAGGAGUAGCACAGUGUACGGAAAACUCGCUAGGAAAGUCACUCCCGUCGUGUGCAACGCCUCUAAACCAAGGAUCCUAGAGCACGAGAGUGGAGUAGCAGCAGGCGGCGCCAUUUAACAAUUGGACUUUGUUUAUUAUCGCUUUACCGGAGCGGCGACGGCGGCAGCGGCGGCGGCCGUCGAACGGAUAACUCCGUUGCCGCGUCCUGCUUCCACCGACUCCUUUUCUCGCGCUCGUUCAGUAACUGCGCUUCCGAUAUUAUAAUUGCCGACACCGCGACUGUCGGCGAAGGGAAGCUUACUCCAGGAGAAAGGCUGCUGUCGAGGCAAAGUGCGUAAAGAAUUCCCGGUGCGCGGUGACUUCCACUCCUAGCUCCGAGAAUAUUAAAUAUUAAAAUGGAGAACAGACCGUCGCCGCUGCGCUCGAGGCGGGUCUGUAGAUUCUGCCUGACAGAGAACGAGCCGCUGAGUUUUAUUUAUGACCGCGAGCUGAGCAAACCCUUCCAGGUGCCGCUUACCCUGCAGAUCAUGUCCUGUGUCGCCAUCGAGGUUUAUUCUGCCGAUGGAAUGCCACAAAUGAUUUGCACAAUGUGUCGCUGGAAUCUAGAUCGAUGUUAUAAAUUUAAACAACAAUGUAAAAAAGCAGAUGAAGCCCUACGUGCCUAUCCAAUAUCAGGAGUUCUACGAAGACCAUUCUCUCCGAUAACAAAUGAUCCCCCUGAAAUAAGUAACAAACGAAAUCUAGAAUCUAGACCUACAAAUGAACAAGUAAAGAAAGUUCGAUUGGAUAAUGGGGACAGAGAGCGACGAGAAACAGCUCACUCUAGUCAACGACAGACAGAAACUCGUGCUGAAAAGCAGCAGCGAGAAAAGGAAGAACGCCGUGAUCUCUAUGAUGAAGAACAAGAUGCUGGCAGUGAAGGUGAUAAUGAAUCCAACGAUGUUAAAGAUGACACAAAGUUGGAGCCUGGUGAGAUUAGAGUACACGCUUGCAAUCAAUGCGACCGAACCUUUCCCCUCCUGCAGUCUCUUCAAUUGCAUGUACAACGUGCACAUCGGGAUCGCGAUUAUAAGUGUACUGAAUGUGACCGUAUGUUCUUCUCUAAAUACGAUCUGACGAAACACAUGGCUACACACUCCGAAGAGAAACCCUUCUCAUGUCAAAUUUGUCAGAAACAAUUCUCCAGAGCUAAUUUACUGCAAAGACACGAGAAGAUUCAUAGAGAAGAGCUAAGAUAUGGCUGUCCGCACUGUGACAGAGAAUUCUUCACUACAGAAGAAUUAGAGAAGCAUGAAGAAGCUGUACACAAAGCUGUCAAACCUUUCCAGUGUAAUAUUUGUAAUAAGCGCUUCACUUAUAAACAAGGUUUGGAACGACACGAGAUGUUGCACAGCGAAGACAAAUCGUUUGUCUGUGAAUACUGCAAAGAAGCUUUUCGUACGAGUACGAAGCUCGCAAGACAUCUGACAACCCAUGCUGGUCAUCGACCAUACCUUUGCAAACUCUGCCCUCGGACAUUCCUACUCUCUCACCAUCUAACUCGCCAUAUGCGUAGUCACUCGGUCGAAAAGCGUCAUCAAUGCGAAGACUGCGGUAAAGCCUUUAAGCGCAAGGAGAGUCUAGAAGUCCACCAAUUGACUCACGUGAAGCGUACUGGAAUGGCCCUAACCUGCGAUGUAUGUCAAGAGUCGUGCCGUAAUCGGGCUGAGUAUGUAACCCACAUUAAGCAGCACAUAGAAGCAGGUGAGAAAAUGGGUCCCGAUGGCUUACCACCUGAUAACAAAGUAAAAAUCGGUGACACUGAAAGUGAUGAAGAGGAGGAGGAGGAGGAACAGUACUCGGAUGGGGACGAUGAUUAUGAGCCGCCAAGUUCGUACGUCUAUUCGAAAAAGCUGCAGAAAGCAGCCAAAAAUAAGGUCGAGAGCGAGGAAGAUCAAUUAGAGAAGGAGGACAAAAAGGAGCAGGUGGUCUAUGUGAGGGGGAAAGACGGAAAUGUUAUGAAGAAGACGAUCAAGACUUUAAUGCCAAUUCAGCGUAGAGGUGUGGAGCAACUACAGGAAGUAAAGCCAAAGACUGCUGGCAGUCCACAAAUUAUAACUCCAAAACAAACAAAGCAAGAAGAAACGCAAACGCCACAACCUAUUCAAAAAGGCAGGCUGGAUGAAACAGAAGCUCAAGUUCAAAAAAUCGUUGCCUCUGUUUUUAAAGAGCAUAAAAUACCACUGAAACAUCAAGGUCCUGAACAAAGUAAGGAAACACAGCAGGUUGUAGUGCGACAGGGUUCUCAAUCAACAGUAGCACCAACUAUAAUCAAAGAAGAAAAACUUGACACACCACUUACCACUCUCGCCCCAAAAAAUGUUAACACUGUUAAGGUAAUUAAAAGAAUAGUCGUUCGAAAGCCAAUGGGCAGUGGAGACUCGCCGAUUGCUGUGACAACUCCUGUCAAAGAGCUGGUUCAGGAAGCCGUAAAUGCCUCUGCUGCCCAGUCAUCUCCAUCGACUUCUGCGACACCAGGUCCAAAGAUUAUCAAGAGAGUGAUAGUUCGUCGAAUUAUACGUCAAGGCGAUACAACACGCGAGGUCAUCAUGAAUCCUGACGGUACUAUCAUUGAUCCGGCAGAACUUGCAAAAUUACCUACCGGAAAUGUGGUGAAGCGUGUCGUCGUCAAAAAGCCAUUGGACAAGGGACAGAAUAUAGAAUCAAUGCUGCAGUCCGCAGACGCUAAGCGUAUUAUUAGGAUGGCUGAAACUGGCGAAGAUCUUGCCAAAGGAAGUACCACAGUAACAGUGCCAAAAAUGAUUACUCAGGUUCAAAGUGUGGUUGAACAACAACAGAAAAAAGUAAUUAUGAAAGAGAAACUCGAACAACUGGAAAAACGAAUUGAGCAACAGCGCUUAAAGAUAGAGGAGCUCCAGGCUCGGAAGCAGCAGGGAUACGAAGCAUGUGACGAAAUGGUUCCAGAGUCGGAGGAUGAGCAACAAUUGCCCCUAAAGCGUGUUUUUGUUAAGCGAAAGCAAAGUAUAUACGACGAGGAAAAAGAAUACAAUGACGAUAGCUGCUCUAAAGAAAAGGAAUACACAGAGGAAUCUUCUAGUGUAAUUAAUGCUAUAAAUUCUAAAGAGGAAUUAUCCCACUCUUCCACGACAUUUGAGGAAAAGUUGGAUAAGGCUGUUAGCUCUACGAGAUCGCUCGAUGAAGCCAAAAUCAUUAUCAUAAAGCCCGAAGAAAAUCCUUCAGAUGUCGAUGAAAUGAGCAGAGAACUUUGCAACAUUCUCGAUUCAACAGAAUCGGUUGUGAAGAUGCAAGAGAAUGUCCUUAAUAAUUUGACGCAGGUGACAUCUAUUGACGAAGUAUCUUCUCAUAAAACGUAUGCAGAAGUCGCUACAGAAGCUGCAGAACAGGAAGAGGAAAGGUUGGAGACACCGAGUACGACGAUGAUUGAAGAGCCAAUUGAACAAGAGGAAAUCGAUGGUGAAGUGGAACAAACUCAGGAGCAGGUUGAAGAAGAGGUGAGCAGCCAGCAGGAUCCGACACUAAAAAUCGUCAUUACACAGUCGGACGAGAAUGGCGUGAAACUCCAAUUUGAGGAAGCACCGGAAGAAGUAAAUCAAAUAGAAGUAGUUGAAGAUACAGGGAUCGAGAGGACAGAAUCGGGUUUGUCGUCUUUAAGUACGCAGGUACUCGGUGAGUCGAGCGACAUGUUUGAGACGUCGGAGACAGCAAUGGAUGUAGAAGUGGUCAAAAGUCAUGAGCAAACAAACCUUGACGAAUCCGUUAUUGAACUUUCGGCCACAAAUGAAACAGUCAAUCUGAAUGAAACGACGGAUAGCAGAGAUAGCUUAGAAGACAAGCUUUCACAAAUGGAAGGUUAGCCCCAGAAAUAAGUAACGAAAAAGAUUUUGUAAAAUAAUUGGAGAAUGAAUCCUUUGCUCAUUAUUAUAACUUUCGGUGAAAUUUCGCUAUGCGAAUUAACGGCUCGCAAGAGGAAUCUUCUCUUCCAUUGGCUUAUUUAUGCGAGCUGUUUUAUGAUUUUUAAGAAUUGUUUUUUAUUUUAUUGUAUUAUGUCGAUACACGUACAUCAUGGGGUCAGCGGUAUUGCGUGCAUGAGUAUCGUUAAGCAGCAAAUGGAUUUAUGGACGAUAAAAAGGAUUCAUUAAUGAAAUAAUACUUUUGCAUCCCCUUAGAUUAAUAAUUCUAUCUUUUUCGACAAGAAUUUAUGACUGUAUCAAUCAUCUCGUACUUUGUGUGGCAUUAUUGUAUUUUUCUAUCAAUUCUUUAAAUCUACUGCCUAAAGGCUUAUAUAGAAGCAAAUUAAAAUAGACAAAAAUGAUGUAUGUAGCCAAAGUUAUAUAACAAUUUUGUUUAUAUUAAGAGCAAAGAAUCUUAAAUUUUAUAUUAAGUCGAUUAU